Molecule: messenger RNA, 456 nt
Organism: Paramecium sonneborni
Lineage: Eukaryota; Ciliophora; Oligohymenophorea; Peniculida; Parameciidae
Source: the annotation of a GenBank genome assembly
AUGUUGAAUUCAAAAAAAUACAUUAAAUUCCAGCUUUAACGAGAACCAAAAUAAUUUCAACAUAUACAUGUUAUCCAUAUUGAUGACAACUUAUAGUAAUUAAGCAAACUUCUUAAUAAUUAAUAAAUUCACAAAAAUGACAUAUAAAAAUAAACAAAAAAGGUAUUAAAAAAUAGUAAAACCUUAAUUACAACUAAUAAAUAAUCAACCUUAAUGAAAUUCAUUAUUUAAAAUAAAGAAAAAAUAUUUUAAUAGAAAGAAAACUAUGAUCAAUCUCCACUUUUCAAAAGUCUCAUUAUUAAAUCAUCUUAGCCACUAUCAAAACCCAUGAUAGGAUCAUGUAGAGAAAAAAAAGCCUUCUCAGUUUAAUAUCCUCGAAGACUAUCAACUUUUUAAAAUAAAGUUUGCAAUUCCUUCUAAGACAUUUAGAUUGGGCCUUGGGAAGAAUAUAAUUGA